Molecule: messenger RNA, 3450 nt
Organism: Zingiber officinale
Lineage: Eukaryota; Viridiplantae; Streptophyta; Magnoliopsida; Zingiberales; Zingiberaceae
Exons: 9
Coding region: 51-2849 (932 amino acids)
Molecular function (GO): protein binding
Source: RefSeq, a predicted model, not a curated record
UUGAAACAGAGAAAAAGGUAAAAGAAACAAAGGAAAAGAGCGACCUUGCGAUGACGAUGGUGGCGGCGGUGAGGAAGAGGGGCCGGCCGAGGAAGAUGCAGGACGGCGGCCACCGGCAUCGCUCUCCAGCUUCCCCUUCACCUGCCACGGAGGCUCCGCGCCGUACGCUCCGCCAACGGCGCCGGCGCCCCCUAAGCGAUGGAUUCGCUGACUUCGAUGACUACUUGGAUGAGGAGGAGGAAGUGGAGGUCGAAGAGGAGGAGGAGGAGGAGGAUCUGGAGCGGAAAGGGAAGAGGCGGCAGCUGAAGCUCAUCCUCAAGUUGCCUCCUGCCCCAACCACCGCCAGAAGGAUGGAGGACGAGGAGGAGGAGAGAAAGCCUCGUAGGGUUUCUCAUCCGGCGCGUAAGUCGCCGUAUUCGUCCUCGGCUACGUCGUCUUCUCACGUGGAUGACGACGAUGAGGAGGAGGGCGAAGGGGAUGAGGAGCCAAUCAAGCCGCUGAAAAAGCGCCGCUAUGAGGGAAUUGAUGCUGGAGUUCGUUCCACUGGAUCUGCUCCUCGAGAGACGGGAGAGAAAAAUCUCCUUCGGAGAUCCAAAGGACCUGUUUCUGUAUAUGAUUCAGGGGUGUCGACUAGUUCACAGCCUGCAAGAACGCCGUUGCCAGAGAGGAAGAUACUGGAGGCCAUUCUCGAUAAGAUUCAGAAAAAGGAUACUUAUGGGGUGUUUGCAAACCCAGUGGAUAUCGAUGAGCUUCCUGAUUACCUUGAUGUGAUUGAGCACCCGAUGGACCUUGGGACUGUGCGGAAGAAACUAGCAAGGAAUGCAUAUCGAUCCUUUGAACAAUUUGAGGAUGAUGUCUUCUUAAUUUGCAGUAAUGCUAUGCAGUAUAAUGCACCAGACACAGUAUACUUCAGACAGGCACGUGCCAUGCAAGAUAUAGGGAGAAAAGAAUUUCAAAUGCUAAGAACUGAGGUCAAAUCCAUUGGCACUGAUUCAAAAUCCAAAGAGAAGAUUAGAGUAAAUCCUACUGAGAAAAAACCACUGCAAAAAUGCCUACCAAAAGUUGUGCAAGAAUCAUUUGUUUCUGAUAUUUCUUCUGCCACAACUCUUGUUUCUGGAGGGGAUAUCGGUACUGGUUUAAGCACAGUAGAAGCUAGUGGUGCAGAUCCUGCAAGCACUUCCAAUGGUCUUGCUGAUAACAGUUCAUCACUCGGUGACAGUAAAUCAGAAAAGGUGGAUGAUCCUAGAGUGAAAGGCUCUCCAUCUAAGCUGGGGAAGACAUCACUUGAUGUAGAUGAAAAUAGGCGUGCCACUUACAAUAUUAAUUAUGACCAAGAAUGUGAAGCAGACACAGUGUUUGAUGUGUUUGAGGGAGAGCAAAGGCAGCUGAUUGCUGUUGGAAUCGAUGCUGAAUACUCGUAUGCAAGGAGCCUGGCCCGUUUUGCAGGUAAUCUUGGUCCUGCUGCCUGGAAAAUUGCUUCAGACAGGAUCGCAAAUGCUUUGCCUUCUGGUGUAAAGUAUGGCUUUGGAUGGGUCGAUGAAUAUGAGCCACCUCUAAGUCCUAUUCUGUCUAUCUCAAACAGUUCCAAGUUGCAACAAAAGCAGACCAAUCUGAAUUCAACCGUUCAGUUCAAAAUGCCCCUGAAGAAGGAUAAAGUAACUGCAGUUGGGAAAAAAACCAGUGGAAAUGGGAAUCUAAAGGAAGUAGAUUAUGGCAUCCAGAAUCAGAUUCGAACUAGUUCUCAUAACGGAGACUAUGAUCUUGUCAAGGAGGGAAAUGAACUUCCUAGAAUUACUGGAACAAAGAAACAAUCACGUAAUGAUGUCUCUGUAACCCAGCAAAGGACAGAUGCUGCUGUAUCGCAGAAGAACAAACAAGUCGCAUUCAAUUUUGCUAACACUAGCGCUACUGCUUCAGAGCAGGCCGGAGAAUGUCAGCCAAGUUCCUCAAAUACUAGAUUUACAAAUCAAGCUUUACAGGGCUCUCACAUUUAUGAUAGUGUAGUCCCUUCUAGACCACCUGCCACAGGUCAAUUGGAUAGGAAAACUGGGCGGCUGGAAACUCUAAAACAAAUGGAAUCAUCAGUGGCACCAAGCAAUAAAACAAAUGGAAAAGUCACUGCACGUCAAUUCAGCAGUGGAAAAGUCUCAACAAGUUCUUGCAAUAGUCUUGAUAAUACCAUGAAAUUUCUCCCUGAAAAUCAAAAAGGAAUUAUAGUAAAUCACCCUCCGGCAUUGGGUGUUUAUGAUCAGGUCCACAGUGAUGCUUCAGGAGUGAUGGGUUUGCCAUUCAAGAUGUUUAGUCAGCCAAACCUUUCAAGCAGUUUUGAUUCUUCUAAAUCUUUUCCAUCGGUUGUUCCACCAAGUUGCAGAGAAAAAACAAUCGUUCCAGAUUAUGUUGCAGCACAAAUGUGGAUGCCUGCUGGAGCUUCCUUGCAGUCUAAACCACCGCAGCAUAUAGUAGAUGCUCGCAACUCUUCAAAUGGAUCUGUUUCUACAUUUUCCUAUGGCUCUUGGAGGACACCAAGUUCAUCCCCUAGGAUCUCCGAUAAUUCCAUGACGAUCUCCAUGUCUCAAGCUUUUAGGCAACCCAUACAGGUAGCUGGUUUGGAACCUCAGGUUCGUGACAAGGGAUUGGUCAUCUUCCCUCAACUAAUCACAAAUGAUAUGUCCAGAUUUCAAAACCAGAGUCCACGGCAAGUUCCAGUUCCGCGAAUGGAAAACAAGCAUAAUAAGGAUACAUUCCCUCCUGAUCUAAAUAUAAGUUUCCAGCCUCCUGGAUCUCCAGUUCUGCACUCUCCUCGUAUUCUCAAGGACUCUCAACAGCCAGACUUAGCUUUGCAGCUCUGAUAUUCCAUUUUGAAGUUUGUCCAUGUCAUGCUACAAGCCAUAUAAUAUCACAGAUGAGGAAUGAAUGUUAAUAUGCAGUUUCUUUUAAUCAGAUGAAGCUUGCUUGUGCUCGCAAAAUGGGUAGAUAUUGGAAGAAGGAACUCAUCUUCAUGGAAACUACUCAAUGGAACUGAUCUUUUACUUGAAUGAUGAAUCAAUCCUUUUGGGUGGAAAUCUACUCUUUGAGCUUAGUCAUGUCGAGAGGUGAAUCGGCUUUUGAGAUUUUGUAGAUGGACGUACGCUGAUGACUGCACAUAUCUGAUCAUAGAUUUAGGCACUCAUUGACCACCAUGACUGAUGGUUCUUGGUGGAAUCAUCAAAGGUAUCUUCUUGGAGUCUAUUCGUAUGUGAAUCAUGCAAAAGCUUUGUUUCUACUAUUUGCUUCAAUGUUAUAGUAGGUUUUGGCUGAAGCGAGAUCUGGUUUUUAAUGCAUUGCUCAAGUAGUUUCUCCAAAAGUGCAAUGGUUUGAUUUGAUCUCACCUUUUAAAUAGACAUUCCAUUGAGGUGAGCUGUUUUUUUUAUAUUAGUCUGAAUAAUAAUUGAAAAAAAAAAUCAUUAGAAA